Messenger RNA from Paramecium pentaurelia, 783 nucleotides. The record is from the annotation of a GenBank genome assembly. NCBI's taxonomy places the organism in Eukaryota, Ciliophora, Oligohymenophorea, Peniculida, Parameciidae.
AUGAACAGAAAUUUUGUUGUAUAGUGCACAACUCUAUCUGAAGAACUGAUUUAGAAGGUGGAAAGUUUAACAUAAUGGAUUUAUAGAGUAAAAAGAUGUUUGAAUAGUUUAAAUUAGUUAUGUGAAUCCAAUAACUUAAGUCUAAAGACCACAGAGUUAGCUGCCUAAAUAAUUUAAAUUUGUCUAAGUUAAUAGUGUUGUAAUUUAAAUAACAUUUUGCUUAUAGCCAUUACAUCAUUCUUCAUUUCUGUUAAGGUUUUGUAGAUAUAUAUUUUAGUAUAAUGAAUGUUAAAGCUUUAUUUAGUUUACUAUGUAAGAUUGUAUCCUUUUGGGAAAUAGUACAUUCUCAAAGAAAGACUUUCUUGAAAUGGAAUUGUAAAUUUUGAAUCUCAUUCAUUUUGACAUGAAUCUCAUUACUAUAUGUGAUUUACUAUAAGAGGAAUAAACAAAAUAUAUUGAUUUAAUAUUAUUUGUAACAUUGGACUCAGAAUUUUGGUCUUUCUCAAAAUUCGAUUUAUUUAAGGCCAUUUAAUAAUUUUAUAAUAAUCAUCAGAAUGUCUAAAAUGAAACAACAAACUAAGUAUAUUAAUCUAACUAUCAUAAUAGAUAAUCAGUUUAAUUCAAACUAAAGUAAAUUUGUUGAUUAAAAUGGAUGAUGAAUAAAAAAGUAUUUUUUAAUAGAAAAGAAAAAGAAUUUAAAAAUAGAAAUCUAAAAGUAAAAUAUAUUUCAAAAAUCAUAAUUAUAAAAAGUCUUAUCUAAAAACGAAAUAUUCAUAAAUUUGA